Sinocyclocheilus anshuiensis is the source of this 4445-nucleotide messenger RNA. RefSeq names its product multidrug resistance-associated protein 5-like. Lineage: Eukaryota; Metazoa; Chordata; Actinopteri; Cypriniformes; Cyprinidae. The record is from RefSeq and is a predicted model, not a curated record. Gene Ontology annotation, molecular function: ATP hydrolysis activity; ATP binding; ABC-type transporter activity. The transcript is spliced from 29 exons. Gene Ontology annotation, biological process: transmembrane transport. Gene Ontology annotation, cellular component: membrane. The coding region runs from base 146 to 4429 and encodes 1427 amino acids.
CUGGUUUAUAUCGAAGUUGUUUUUCUCCAUCUGCUGUUGUUGAAGAUCCGCAGACCAACCAGACGAGCAGUUCAGAUUUGGUGACUUUGACCAGAUAAAGCUUAGAGUUGAAGCAACAAAAGCGCUCCUAUGUUGGUAAAAGAAGAUGAAAGGACAUGAUUUGGGAAAGGACUUUCUGGCAUCUGGUUCUGCGUACAGGGCCGUACCGUCCAGAGAGACCGUACCCGGACCUGAAGCGGACCAUUACGAGCUGUCUAAAGUGCAGGAUGCUUUUGAAACGGCAGCGAGAGCUGAGGGUGGCCUCUCAUUGGAUGGGGGCAGUGCAUCUGACCCAAAAGAGUUGGAGGACGAAGUCGGGAGAAGCAAAUACCACCACAGUGUUUGUGUACUCAAGCCCAUCCGCUCCACCAGCAAGUAUCAGCAUCCAGUCGACAACGCUGGCCUCUUCUCCUUUAUGACAUUUAACUGGUUGGCCUCACUGGUGGUGUUGGCCCAUAAGAAGGGUCAGCUGUUUCUGGAGGAUAUUUGGGCUGUGUCGCAGUUCGAGAGUUGUGAAGUCAAUCGUCACCGGCUGGCCGGGCUGUGGGAUGAAGAAGUCAGGUCACGAGGGGACGGGGCGUCUCUUCAUCGUGUGGUCUGGCAUUUUUGCCGCACGCGUCUGCUGCUGUCCAUCCUCUGCCUUAUGGUUACUCAACUCGCAGGCUUCAGUGGCCCAGCGUUUGUGGUGAGGCGGUUGCUGGAGUAUAUGCAGAUGAGCGAACCCGACCUGCCCUACGGCUUGCUGCUGGUGCUGGGCCUCUUGGCCACCGAGCUGAUUCGCUCCUGGUCCCUCGCCCUCACCUGGGCGCUCAACUACCGCACUGGCACCCGCCUGCGUGGAGCCAUCCUGACCUUGGCCUUCCACAAGAUACUGCGUCUGCGCAGCCUUCGGGAGAAGACCAUGGGAGAGCUGAUCAAUAUGUGUUCGAGUGACGGGCAGCGCAUGUUUGAAGCCGCUGCCAUGGGCAGCCUGUUGGCUGGAGGCCCCCUGGUGGCCGUGCUGGGAAUGGCAUACAACUUAUCCGUAUUGGGGCCGACGUCUCUGCUAGGCUCUGCCGUAUUCAUCCUCUUCUACCCCACUAUGAUGUUUAGCUCCAGACUGACGGCGUACUUCAGGAGGAAGGGAGUAGCCAUGACUGACCAGCGUGUUCAAAAGAUGAAUGAGAUUCUGAACUACAUCAAGUUCAUUAAGAUGUAUGCCUGGGUGAAGGCCUUCUCUCAAGCUGUGCGAAGAAUUAGAGAUGAGGAGCGUCAGAUUCUGGAACAAACAGGAUAUUUUCAGAGCAUUACAGUCGGCGUGGCACCUAUCGUCGUGGUGAUUGCCAGUGUGGCCACAUUCUCCACCCACAUGUUGCUAGGUUAUGAUCUUACCGCUGCACAGGCAUUUACUGUCGUCACUGUUUUCAAUGCCAUGACCUUUGCCUUAAAGGUCACCCCAUUUUCUGUCAAAUCUCUAUCGGAGGCAUCUGUCGCCAUCGAUAGGUUCAAGAGUUUGUUCAUGAUGGCCGAGGUCAAGAUGAUCCGUGAGCUCCCAAGUAAUCCUUCCGUUGCCAUAGAGAUGACUGGUGCCAGUUUGGCUUGGGAGACGGGCGGACACAGCGCCCAGCCUUCGCCUCGCGGUACACCCUAUGUAGGCCUUGGAAUUAGAGGGUGUCAUAAGAAGCGCCGGCAGCGUGACGACCCAAAACAUCACGGGAUGUUGGAAGAGGAAACGCAUGGCCAGCUGUUGAAUGAUGUGUCUGUAGACAUGGCGUCCAGUCCUGACGAUCAAGCCCUUCAAGUGCCGACCAUUAGCCAACGGCUGCAAAGAACUCUUCACUGCAUCGAUCUCUCCAUACAAAAGGGGAAGCUGGUCGGUGUCUGUGGCAGUGUGGGAAGCGGCAAAACUUCUCUCAUCUCUGCCAUUCUUGGCCAGAUGACUCUUUUAGAGGGGAUUGUUGCUGUAAAUGGAGAUUUUGCAUAUGUGGCACAACAGGCCUGGAUUCUCAAUGCAUCCUUCCGUGACAAUAUCCUGUUUGGCAAGGAAAUGGAGGAAGAGAGGUAUCAGGCUAUUCUGAGUGCUUGCUGCUUGAGACCAGACUUGGCCAUCCUCCCUAAUGCUGACCUGACUGAGAUUGGAGAACGUGGUGCCAACCUGAGCGGCGGGCAGCGUCAGCGGAUAAGCCUGGCUCGAGCUUUAUACAGCAACAGGGGUAUUUACAUACUUGAUGACCCUUUAAGUGCUCUGGAUGCUCAUGUCGGAAAUCACAUCUUCAACAACGCCAUCAGAAAACAUCUGCGUGGCAAGACUGUCAUCUUUGUCACUCACCAGCUACAGUAUCUGGUGGACUGUGAUGACGUGAUCUUCAUGCGUGACGGCAGCAUCACAGAGCAGGGCAGCCAUGAGGACCUGAUGAAUCUGAAUGGAGACUACGCCGCCAUGUUUAACAACCUUCAACUGGGAGAAACACCAAUCAUUGAGGUUCCGAAUAAGAACUCUGGGAGUUCCUUGAAGAAACCCUUAGAGAACAAGAAGGCAGGAUCUGUCAAAAAAGAAAAAACGGCCAACCAGGGUGAUGGUCAGCUGAUGCAGGUGGAGGAGAGAGGGAAAGGCUCAGUGCCCUGGGCGGUGUACAGAGUCUACAUCCAGGCUUUAGGAGGGUGGCCCGUCUUCCUCUUCAUCCUUGCCCUCUUUGUUCUCAAUGUGGGCAGCACAGCCUUCAGCAACUGGUGGCUCAGCUACUGGAUCAAACAGGGCAGCGGGAACACGACGGUGCAGGUGGGGAACAGUUCAGUACUGAGUGAGAGUAUGCGUGAUAACCCUCUGAUGCAACACUAUGCUGCUGUCUACACCAUGUCUAUGGGAAUCAUGCUCAUUCUCAAACUACUGAGAGGCAUUAUGUUUGUUAAGGGUACUCUGCGUGCCUCCUCGAGGCUCCAUGAUGAACUUUUCCAGAAGAUUCUUCGUAGUCCCAUGAAAUUUUUUGACACGACGCCCACGGCUCGCAUCCUCAACCGAUUCUCCAAAGACAUGGAUGAAGUGGACACACGUCUGCCGUUCCAGGCUGAGAUGUUCAUUCAGAAUGUGAUUCUGGUGCUCUUCUGCUUGGGUGUGAUUGCCAGCGUGUUCCCGUGGUUCCUGGUGGCAGUAGGGCCGCUGGUCCUCCUCUUUAUAGUGCUGCACAUGGUUUCUCGGGUCUUCAUUCGAGAACUCAAACGAUUAGACAACAUCACACAGUCACCUUUCCUGUCCCACAUUGCCUCCAGCAUUCAGGGCCUGACCACAGUGCAUGCUUAUGGGAAAGAGGACGAAUUCCUUCACAGGUAUCAGGAGCUGCUGGAUCAGAACCAGGCUCCCUUCUAUUUGUUCAGCUGUGCCAUGCGCUGGCUGGCUGUGCGUCUGGAUGUGAUUAGCGUGGCUCUCAUUAGCAUCACGGCUUUGAUGAUCGUCCUCAUGCACGGCCAGAUUCCUCCUGCUUAUGCAGGCUUGGCCAUUUCCUAUGCCGUGCAGCUUACAGGGUUAUUCCAGUUUACUGUUCGCUUGGCCUCUGAGACCGAAGCUCGGUUCACCUCAGUAGAGAGAAUCCAUCAUUACAUCAAGUCUCUGUCUCUGGAGGCUCCUGCAAGGGUGAAAAACAAGGCUCCUCCAUCUGACUGGCCCCAGGAGGGUGAGAUCGUGUUUGAUGGAACGGAGAUGAAGUACAGAGACAACCUCCCAAUGAUACUGAAGAAAGUUUCCUGCUCCAUUCGACCAAAAGAGAAGGUCGGGAUUGUGGGACGAACAGGCUCAGGGAAGUCUUCUCUGGGAGUGGUUCUCUACCGGCUGGUAGAACCGUGUGGCGGCUCCAUUAAGAUUGAUGGUGUCAACAUUUGCAACAUUGGCCUUGCUGAUUUGCGCAGCAAACUGUCAAUCAUUCCACAGGAGCCAGUGCUUUUCAGUGGUACUGUCAGAUCCAACUUGGAUCCAUUUAACCAGUAUUCAGAGGAGCAAAUCUGGGAUGCCCUGGAGAGGACCCACAUGAAAGAAUGUGUGUCUCAGCUGCUUUUAAAGCUGGAGUCCGAAGUGGUGGAAAACGGGGAGAAUUUCUCCGUGGGUGAGAGACAGCUGCUCUGUGUGGCCCGAGUUCUUCUGAGACAGUGCAAGAUCUUGAUCCUGGAUGAGGCCACAGCGGCUAUGGACACAGAGACCGACUGUUUGAUUCAGGAGACGAUUCGGAAUGCGUUCCAGGACUGCACCACACUGACCAUUGCACAUAGAUUGCACACGGUGCUCAGCUGUGACCGUAUCAUGGUGCUCAAUCAGGGCCAGGUGGUGGAAUUUGACGAGCCGUCCAAGCUCUUGGCGAACGAAAACUCACGCUUCUGUGCGAUGCUGGCAGCGGUGGAGAACAAAAUCUCUGUAAGAGGCUAAAGGAUGUCCGAGCCAA